AGAGCAGGCUGGAAAAUUCACCCACUAAUUUUGAAAAAAAUUGGCCCCCUCAUUUUUUUCAGGAGAGUUUCUCAAAUGAAAAGAUGAAUGGUAAUGCAGUUUUUACUUUUGUGAACUUCGUUACUUGAUAGCAUUUUCAUAUUGAGUAUAAAUACUGAUAAAGGGAGCAUUGUUGUUGAUUUAAUUAGGUUUGGUGAUUCAAUCUGGAAAAAGGUCAAAAAUGCUGUGCAGGCAAUUCAGAAAUUAUAUUAUUUUGUGCAAUAAAAAAUACUCGAAUAAUGCUGCUUCAGUUAUCAGUUCUAGGUUGGACAUUAGUUCCCAACAAUACAAAGAAAAUGUUUCCUAUAUGUCAGAACUCGUGAAAAAUCUGCAUGAAAAAACGAAAGAUGUGCUCAAAGGAGGUGGAUCAAAAGCUAUCAAAAGACACACGUCUUCUGGAAAGUUACUGGUUAGAGAAAGGAUAAAUAUACUAUUAGAUCCAGAUAGUGCAUUUCUAGAACUUUCUCCAUUGGCUGCUAAUGGCAUGUAUGAUGGAUCGAUUAAGUCUGCAGGGAUAAUCACAGGUAUAGGACGAAUUCAUGGUAAGAAUUGUAUGAUAGUUGCAAAUGAUGCUACUGUAAAAGGUGGUACAUACUUCCCAAUGACUGUCAAGAAACAUUUGAGAGCGCAAGAAAUAGCUGCAGCCAAUAAAUUACCCUGUAUUUAUUUGGUUGAUAGUGGAGGUGCGUUUUUACCAAUGCAAUCUGAAGUCUUUCCUGACAAAGAACAUUUUGGAAGAGUUUUCUUUAAUCAGGCUAAUAUGUCUUCACAGGGUAUAGCACAGAUAGCAGUUGUUAUGGGAUCUUGUACUGCAGGAGGAGCGUAUGUACCUGCAAUGGCUGACGAAUCAGUUAUCGUGAAAAAACAGGGUACCAUAUUUUUAGCAGGUCCACCUUUAGUGAAAAGUUCAACUGGUGAAAUAGUUACUGCCGAAGAAUUAGGAGGGGCCGAUCUCCAUUGCACCACUUCUGGAGUUACAGAUCAUUACGCCCACAACGAUAGGCACGCUUUACAAAUUGCAAGGAAUAUAGUCAAAAAUUUAAAUACUGCCGAAAAAAAUGAGUUUUCUAGCGAAUUUGAGGAACCUUUGUAUGACUGUGAAGAAUUAUAUGGAAUACUCGGUAAAGAUUUACAGAAGCCAAUUGACGUCAGAGAAGUCAUUGCCAGAAUUUUUGAUGGGUCGCAAUUCAACGAAUUCAAAAAGAAAUAUGGAGAAACCUUGGUUUGCGGAUUUUCAGAAUUAUAUGGAAAAACCGUUGGAGUUUUGGGAAAUAAUGGUGUUCUCUUUUCUGAGUCUGCUCUAAAAGGGGCACAUUUCGUCCAAUUGUGCUCUCAAAGGAAAAUUCCUAUAAUUUUUCUACAAAACAUAACUGGAUUUAUGGUUGGAAGACAAGCAGAAACUGGUGGUAUUGCUAAGAAUGGAGCUAAAUUAGUGACUGCUGUUGCAUGCUCCAAAGUUCCUAAAAUAACAUUGAUCAUUGGAGGUUCGUUUGGUGCUGGAAAUUAUGGAAUGUGUGGAAGGUCAUACUCGCCCAGAUUUUUGUACCUUUGGCCUAAUUCAAAAAUAUCGGUUAUGGGAGGACCUCAGGCCGCAGGAGUACUAUCUCAAGUUGCAAAUAAGGGCAACGACUGGGAUGACGAUAAAAUUCGUGAAUUUGAAAUGCCCAUUUUGGAUCAGUUUGAAAAAGAGAGUUCAGCCUAUUUCAGCACUGCAAGAUUGUGGGAUGAUGGUAUAAUCGAUCCGAAAGACACGAGAAAAAUCUUGGGACUAAGUUUGGCCGCUGCCAUUAAUAACUGCGACGUAGAAGAAACAGUACACGGUAUAUUCAGAAUGUGAUCUUUAUGAAACUUCCGAGUUCCAUCUACGAACAUUCAUAUUCAUUUAAUUUUUUUUUCAAUGAAUAUAUUUUUAUAACACGAUCCGAAGAUGAUUAAAGAAAUAUUUUUUU
Coccinella septempunctata (seven-spotted ladybird) is the source of this 1988-nucleotide messenger RNA. RefSeq names its product probable methylcrotonoyl-CoA carboxylase beta chain, mitochondrial (gene Mccc2). Gene Ontology annotation, molecular function: methylcrotonoyl-CoA carboxylase activity. NCBI's taxonomy places the organism in Eukaryota, Metazoa, Arthropoda, Insecta, Coleoptera, Coccinellidae. The record is from RefSeq and is a predicted model, not a curated record. Gene Ontology annotation, cellular component: methylcrotonoyl-CoA carboxylase complex; mitochondrion. The transcript is spliced from 9 exons. Gene Ontology annotation, biological process: L-leucine catabolic process. Bases 221 to 1876 code for a protein of 551 amino acids.